Messenger RNA from Aspergillus heteromorphus CBS 117.55, 872 nucleotides. RefSeq lists its product as uncharacterized. The record is from RefSeq and is a predicted model, not a curated record. NCBI's taxonomy places the organism in Eukaryota, Fungi, Ascomycota, Eurotiomycetes, Eurotiales, Aspergillaceae. The transcript has 2 exons. Bases 215 to 850 code for a protein of 211 amino acids.
CGUCUCGUCUGAGGAGCAGUAACAACAUUCAUCUCUGCAUAGUAACCUUACCUAUCACCUUCAAUUCCACCUCGAAUUGCCUCUCGGGGACCAUAUUUUGUCGUCGCGUUCACCGGAUUCAUAACAGACACAACUUUCAUAACAGCAAUCGGUCUGGAUCGCGGACGAGAACCUGACCUGUCACUCGGUUUGCAUAAGUAUCUCAUUGUGCAAAAUGGAACUCGUCUCCACAGAGCAAGGGAUACAGCUGUAUCUGGCGCUUCAGGACGUGUCCAAGAACACCCUUCAAGAUAUUUUAAUGUCGCUCUGCUAUCAGGUUCCCCACGCAUAUGGGCUUGUGGAGAAGAGGCUUUUUGUCGAUGAGGAUGAGGUUGCGCCAGUGGAUGUGACGGAGGAGGAGGAUAGUGAUGCUGAUGAUGAUGAUGAUGAUACUGAGAAGAGUGAUGUCGAGGACGAGUCCGAGUCCGAGGGUAGCAAUACAGCCAGAAAGAGAAAGAGGACGCAGCCGGAGGAGGACAGUGCUGGUCCGAAGAAGAUUCGGCUGCGCUAUGCGAUCUGUAUGAACUGCGAGGAGGAGUAUGAUGUCACGGAUAAUACAAGUGAGAGCUGCAAGUAUCAUCCUGGCGAGCCAGAGCCAGACGAUGAUUUCUUCGCGGGCCAUGACGAGAGGACCUGGAGAGACAUUGAUACCCCAGAGAACCGGGAGGAGUAUCCCCAGGGCUUCAUCUAUGAGUGCUGCGGCAAGAACGGCGAGGAGCCGUGUACGACUGACUGGCAUCGGGAGAGGGGGGCGGUAGAGCCAGACAUGCCUCGCUAUAACGUAUUUACCGGCGCUUUGUAUUACUAUUAGCAUAUUCCUAUCUUCUAGUCUG